AUGGAUUUAGCGAAUCGCUUUGCCGAGAAGGCUAAACUUGUCAAUAUUCAACCUAUUCCAGGAGGAAUAGAAUUCAACGUCUUCAGAGCGUCAACAGAUGACGGCCACGACGUUGUGCUGCGUAUCCCCCAGUUUCGAAUUUUCCAAAAUGCAAACGAUCCAAACAAUGAUGCAAAAGACCUUGUGCAUCAAGAACUGGAGAUAUAUAAACUACUUGAAGACGGUCCGGUUCCGGUCCCCAAGGCGCAUGGAUACUAUGAGGUUGAUGACUACCCUGCUAUGGUCUCUCGGUUCGUACCAGAUGAUGGCUCCGAGGUGGAAGAUUCAGAGCUGGGUAGAAUUGCAGCUCUAAUCCACUCGACCCUAGUACCUAGCGAUUGGGGCAUCAAGCUGGUAGCCAACGAGAGCACGGAUGCUAUUCAGUCGCUGGUACAGCGCAUGACACGCCGCUUCAAAACACUUAGCAGCUUCAGACCGACGACAGAGGCGCACAUUAUAAGCCGAGAGACCCUUGCCACUAUAUCACAAACGCUUUACCGUAUGCCCAAGUGCCUUCUCCAUCUGGACCUCCGUGGUGACAAUCUGCGAGUAGUCGAUGGCAAGGUCGUUGCUGUUAUUGACUGGACCAAUGCUCUCAUUGGUCCUGCUGCCAUUGACUUAUACCGCACCAUAGAACUCGAGAAGCCAGGGCGGCAAUUCCUUGAGAGUUAUAAUAACGUGAUGCCGGCGCCAGAGCUGACAGAGAUGGAGGAGCUAUUUUUGAGGCUGGAUGCCGCACUAAUGCUCUCUCUUGUAUUUUAUUCAGAAGCACCUGAUUUGGAACUGCAGAAGGUUUGGGGUGAUCGCGUGGAGGAGCUGUCGUUGAACUUGCAGGCUGCAUUCAACAGUAGUACAGCAUAG
Molecule: messenger RNA, 900 nt
Organism: [Torrubiella] hemipterigena
Lineage: Eukaryota; Fungi; Ascomycota; Sordariomycetes; Hypocreales; Clavicipitaceae
Source: the annotation of a GenBank genome assembly